AUCACUAUCUCGGUCCACGUUGCGCCCGAAGGCCAGAAGAGAACUCCAUGUUCACGAUCGCAGCGAGUCUUCUGCAAGACGCCGCCACCCGUAGCAAUCUCAGGCUUCUUCGUGCCGGCGUCGUGCCCGAAGACGCCUGCACCGCUUGCAUUCAAGAGGAUCUUUGGGCCUUGGAAGCCGCUCUCGCGCGCAUGCAGACCACCAGCGAUGAGGCUAGCCCUAAUUUAUCUUGCACUCUGAGAUUGCGCGCCGACGUUGAGCGCCAGCAGGCUCUUAGCCGCGCCAUGAUUUCCCCCAUCCGGCGACUCCCUCCCGAAAUACUGUCAAUCAUAUUCGUGCUGGUCGUUCCCGGCGACUGGGGACACUGCGUCUCGGAAUUGCUGAGGCGAACGUCCUUGAGCUCUUCCCAGGUCUGCCAUGUCUGGCGCACGGUCGCGCUCAACACGCCAUGGCUACGGAAUACCAUCGAAAUAGAUCCUUACUGGACUGGGUAUACCCGCCGGCGAGAUACAUUCGACGUGCGUUUGGCCCGCGCUGGACAGGUGCCACUGCGAUUACGCAUCGAUAACUCUGGAUGUUUCAGCAAGCGCGACGCUGAAAUAUGGACCUUGCUGAAGACCCAAUCGCACCGAUGGUCUGCGCUGAAGGUGGUGGGUCCUUCAUACCUGUGCAUCGGCAGGCCCUUCCCUCUGCUGACUCAGCUCGAGCUAGUGGGGGAAUUCUGCGAGUCGGUGGAUCUCGAAUGCUUUGCGUACGCGCCCAUCAUUUCUUUGACUCUGUGCUGUGAUCAGGAGCCCCUGCGCGUGCCAGCGCAGCUCCCUUCGGCGUGGAAUGUCACAAAACUCAUUGUGGACUGCGAUGAGCACCUCGGCCAGGACUUCCUUCGAAUCAUCACUAACUGCAGCGCGCAGUUGCGGUAUCUGACCGUCUCGACUUGCGAUAUCAGAAAAUCCUCCGUCGGCGUCAUGCAAGGCGUAGUCUUCCUCGUGCUCGAGACCCUUACGCUCCGUAAGGCGGCCCUCAAGCUGCUCAGGUACUUUCGCGUGCCCCAGCUCAGGCUAUUGGAACUUUGUGGCGGCGACGAUGUUGCGAAGCAACAGCGCCUCCCUAUGAAGAAUUGGCUACGAACACUGCGCACCGCUCAGGAGGACACCACAAGCUCCUGGGACUCUCUCCGAUGGCUUACGCUUGCCAACUUCUCCCCACAAAAUACAAAAUACAUGAUUGAAUGCCUGGACCUCCUCCCGAACAUACAGAGCCUCAACAUCGAGUGCCGCGACGACGACCCUGUCUGUCCUUGUCUCCCUUCGCGGGAACUGAUACACGCGCUCAUACGCGAUCCUGCGGACGCGACCUCUAUGGGACGACUUCCGCGGCUUAGGCGUCUAGGCCUAUUACUCUCUUUGCCGGAUCGAUUUGGAGAUAUAAAGGCGGCCCUAUUGAGAACGGUACUUUUGACGAGGUUGACGGAAGGCGUGUAUGAUGGGCAGGUGCUGGCGAGGCUAGAACGGUUUGACUCGGACCUCCCCGGGGACUGGACGGUCGGUGGUCUGUUGGAUAGGUACUUCAUCGACUCGGAGACAUAUGCACCUUCACUGGAGACGCAAAUGUUGUUCGUCUGAUGGCGGCAUCCGUCCUCCAUCUGCUAUUCACUCACGUACAUCGUAUACUACACUCUGACUAUAACUGCCAUGUUGAAUGCUAUACAUCCAUCCC
This is a messenger RNA of Schizophyllum commune H4-8, 1716 nucleotides long. RefSeq lists its product as uncharacterized. The record is from RefSeq and is a predicted model, not a curated record. The transcript has 2 exons. The coding region runs from base 48 to 1622 and encodes 524 amino acids. NCBI's taxonomy places the organism in Eukaryota, Fungi, Basidiomycota, Agaricomycetes, Agaricales, Schizophyllaceae.